Prunus persica (peach) is the source of this 1039-nucleotide messenger RNA. RefSeq lists its product as uncharacterized. The record is from RefSeq and is a predicted model, not a curated record. Bases 193 to 765 code for a protein of 190 amino acids. NCBI's taxonomy places the organism in Eukaryota, Viridiplantae, Streptophyta, Magnoliopsida, Rosales, Rosaceae. Gene Ontology annotation, molecular function: nucleic acid binding; RNA-DNA hybrid ribonuclease activity. The transcript is spliced from 2 exons.
AUCACCACCUUUGACGAGUGGCUGCUCGGUGCGACUAGUAAGUUGGACAAGACAAAUUCUAAUUGGGUGUUGGUUCAUAUCAGUUUUAUAUGCUGGAGUAUAUGGAGAAGCAAAUGUGCUUUUGUUUUUGAAGGAAAAAAUGUUUGCCCAAAACAAACGAUUGAUUGGGGUAAACUUCUAGCUUUAGAGUUAAUGGAGGUUGCUGAUCUUAAUGGUCAUGGUGCGGAGGAGCCUACUUUGCAGGUGGUUGAUACAAUCCAGAGAUGGCUCCCUCCCCCCCAAGCUACUCUUAAGCUAAAUGUGGAUGCGACCUGGGACAAGAAGACUUUAAUUGCUGGUUUAAGGGCUGUCAUUCGUGAUGAGCAUGGUAAUUUCGUAAGGGGAGCUGGAAAGGUUAGACUGGCCACUUCUCCUAUUGAAGCUGAAGCCCAAGCAGCAUUAUAUGGUCUGGUGGUAGCCUCGGAUUUGGGUAAUGUUCAUCUAGAGUGUGAGUCUGAUUCAAGGGAGCUGAUUCUUAGCGUUAAAGGGAAUAUUCAGAAAGGUAGAUGGACAAUCUACCCAAUUCUUGCUGCUUUGAAGGAGAAGUGCAGAAUUUUUGGCUCUUGCUCCUGGAAGUGGAUCCCAAGGAAAGCAAACAAAGCAGCAGAUGCUGCAGCUAUUGAAGCGAAGAGGAAGAUGUGUGAUGAGGUCUGGAUCAGCCGACCCCCAUCCUCCCUGGUGUUCGUGCUCCAAAGCGAUGGCCUCCCACGUCCUCCACAGGUGUAAGGUUUUUGUCUAGUCAGGAUCUGACGCUCGCCUUCUGGAUGGCGUCCUAGUUGUUAUUGUCCUAGCUGGAGUUUUUGUUGUGUUUUCAUUGGGUUGGUCUAGUUUGGGUGGUUUCUCUUCGUACUGUGAAGAGUUGCUCGGGAGUUUGUAGUUUUUGCUCCUGAUGUGUUUUGGCAGUGUUGCUGUUUUUAGUUUGGGCUGUUUGAUUGGCUGUUUGUUGGGUUGGUUUGUCCCUUUUCCCUUUCAAUGAAAGUGUGAUUCGACCCAAAAAAAA